AUGACUAACGAGGUCAGUGAUUCCCAAGAAAUUCCGUCUUCAGAUCCUGUAAAGGAAUUACCUCAAAUAAGUGAGAUUAAGAAUGAAGAAGCCUAUGAUGAGGAUUCUUCCAAUGAAGGUGAUUCCCAAGCGAAGAAAAGAAAGAAAGGGCCAGCACCGGGGAAAAAGCCAUCUGCCGAGGUAUUACAACGUCGUAAAGAAGGUAGAAGAAAAGCUGCGGCUACUAUUGCCAACAAUAUUAAGAAAACAGGUAUCGGUAGAUUUGAAGAGCAGAAUGGAUUCACGUUGACCAGUGUUAAGCAAAUUCCUUUGAUCAACCAGAAGAAUUAUUACACCGACUAUUUGAAGAAGGACGAACAAGUUUCGUUUAUAAGAAACUGGAGAACUGAAAAGUUGUUGGCCCAGAAGCUCAAGAAUUUAAAGAAAGACGAACUCAAAAAGGAUGAUAGUGAUGUUAAUGAAGCUAAGAACUUUGAUGACUUUAACUUGAAUGAUAUUGAGACGGAAAUGAACAAAAAGAAGUUUCCGGUUGAAGAAGAGGAAGAAGAGGAAGAAGAGGAAGAUGAAAAUGAGAAUGAAGAGAUCAGCGAAGAGAAAGCCAGAUUAGGAUUUGAUACUAUUAUUAUCCAUCCAGGAUCAUCCAAUAUUAGGAUUGGAAGAGCAACCGAUGCUUUCCCUAAGACUGUGCCAACGGUGAUUGCAGUUCCAAAUACCAACAAGCAUAACCAGACGGACAAAAUCGCACCAACACCGGUAAGAACUGUUAAUGAAGAAGGGCAAGUAUUUUUCAAUGAAGAGUUUGAUGAGGUUAAAGAGACCGUCACUAAGGAUUUCAAAGCGAGAAUGAGAUAUUACAAGAGAAGAAUGCUUCCAAAUUCAAGAGAAACUGCGGCAAAUUAUAAUAAAAGACAGGAACCCGAAAUGAUACCUGAUCACAACGAUCCCAUGAAGAAAGAAUGGAUUGAUUUAAAGGAUCCGAAGUAUAACAAAAAUAGAUUUUUUGUUGGUGAGGAAGCAUUAAGUUUGCCGAUAUGUGAAAAAUUUACAGACUGGAAAUUACGUUAUCCAAUAAUAAAUGGUAGAUUCAAUGAAUCAUCCGAUGAUUAUGAAUCGUGUCAGGAGAUCUUGGGAGACUUGAGUAAUAUAGUAAUCGAGUCCUUAAAUGACUUAGACAUCAAGAAGGCUCAAUUAGCCAACUUAAAAGCCAUACUUAUCAUUCCUGAUUUAUACGAUAAAAUGCAAGUAGAAACAUGGUGUGACUUGUUGUUUAAGCAAGUUGGUUUUGGAAAAAUAGGUAUAAUUCAGGAAUCAGUACUGGCUACAUUUGGUGCCGGCGCUACAAGCGCAUGCGUUGUUGACGUAGGAUCACAAACUACUUCAAUUGCAUGUGUUGAUGAAGGGAUGGUCAUUAAUGAUUCAAGAAUUGUUUUGAACUACGGUGGUGAUAAUAUAACAGAAGCAUUCAUUAAAUUAUUGUUACAAAGUCAAUUUCCGUACAAAGAUAUCAACUUGAGUAGCAGAAACGAAGAUUGGGAACUUGCACAAACUUUGAAACAUAACUUUAUAACGUUCCAAGAUGCCGAUAUAGCGGUGCAAUUAUAUCAUUUCUACGAAAGAAAACCAUACGAAACAACUAAAAAAUACGAGUUCAAGGUGUUCGACGAAGUUAUGUUGGCUCCGCUUGGAUUAUUCUAUCCCGAUUUAUUUCAAAUCGACAAGACGGCCCAUAACAACAAGAAGCUCUUUAGUCCAUCCGUUGAUCAGUACUCAGGAAAACCCAACAACCCGUACUCGAAGUCACAGGAGAAUAUCAUGAACAAAUUAGUCCAUUCAGAUUUGGCCGAUGAAGCAUUGUUGAACAGAAUCCUUGACGAGAGAAACGACAUGAAGUCAGCCAAUCCAUACUCCAAGCCAAAGCCCGCCAGAACAUCUGCUAUGGAAGAUCCGCAUCUUAACUGCUCGACUCCUCUCGAAAAGGCCAUUAUCGAGUCAAUCACCAACGCGGGUGUAGUAUCCGACUUCUCCAAAACAAAAAAAUUCUACGACAACUUGCUCAUCGUAGGCGGAGGAUUCGCCAAGGUGUCCGGGUUCGACCUGGUCCUUUCAGACAGAAUCAACAUCUGGAGACCUAAGUUCUUAUCGUCUAGUACCCUCGAUGAGAUGUUGGACUAUGUUUCGACCGAGAGACAAAAGAUCGAAGAGUCGCGGUCGCAAUUGAUUGCCGAUUACAAGGCCAGGAAAAAGGGUCCCGAACAGGCGCUUGACGAUGUUGAACUCACAGACGAUGAGAUUGCCGAAAUCGACUCGCAGACUCAAUUGGUCCUUGAUCUCGACCACAUCGACUCUAUCAGUGACAAGGGAUCCGUGUUGCCCGUGAAUGUCCUCCCUCCUCCUCGAGAAUUCGAUCCCGAGAUGCUUACAUGGAAGGGUGGAAGUGUCUACGGCCGGUUGAAGGUCGUUAACGAGAUGUGGGUAACCCAAAAUGAUUGGGACUUGUUGCAGAGCAGAUGUUUAUAUUACAAGAGUUUGUUUAACUACUAA
Debaryomyces fabryi is the source of this 2541-nucleotide messenger RNA. RefSeq names its product Arp8p (gene ARP8). The transcript has a single exon. Bases 1 to 2541 code for a protein of 846 amino acids. The record is from RefSeq and is a predicted model, not a curated record. Gene Ontology annotation, biological process: regulation of DNA-templated transcription; double-strand break repair. NCBI's taxonomy places the organism in Eukaryota, Fungi, Ascomycota, Pichiomycetes, Serinales, Debaryomycetaceae. Gene Ontology annotation, cellular component: Ino80 complex.